AUGAAGCAGAUUUCCAACGCGGUGGUUGACCUGUUGAAGAGAAGAGGUAUUCCGGUUGAUUACUUGUUUCUGAAAGAGGAGGGAGAGAAAAAAGAAGAACUAGUGGAAGUUGUUCAUUGGCCUCUUGAUAGCUGCUCUCUCACACUCACACUCAUUAAUAACACCAUUAAACACCCUCACUUUACCCGUAAACGCCAAAAAUACAAACUUCCCCCAGGUCCUAAACCAUGGCCGAUUGUUGGUAAUUUACCUAAGAUGCUUGCUAACAAGCCGGGCGUGCCCAAAUGGAUACACAAGCUCAUGAAAAAUUUAGACGCCGAAAUUGCAUGUUUUAAAUUGGGAAACGUUUACGUUAUCCCAGUGACUAGCCCUGCUAUUGCGUGUGAGUUCUUGGAGAAAGAAGAUGAUGUUUUUGCAUCAAGACCUAUGAGCAUGGCAUCUGAUCUCAUAUCAGCUGGUUAUUUAACGACGGCACUUGGGCCAUACGGAGAGCAAUGGAAGAAGAUGAAGAAAAUGAUAAGCAAGGACUUGCUUUCUCCCAUGAAGCAUCAAUGGCUUCAUGCCAAAAGAAUGGAGGAAGCCAAUAACCUCACGCACUAUGUUUAUAACCAAUCCAAGAGUAAGAAUGAGGAUGGAGGUGGUUCUGUGAAUAUGCGAACUGCUGCUCAGCAUUUCCGCGGGAAUGUGAUCAAAAGAAUAAUCUUCAAUAGAAGGUACUUGGGAAAUGGUGGUGGGGAUGGAAGGCCUGGUUUGGAGGACGUAAAGCAUGUGGAUGCACUGUUGACAUUGCUUAAUCACUUGUACGGCUUCUGUGUUUCUGACUUUGUGCCAAGCUUGAGAAGACUUGACUGUGACAUGAUGAUGGCAUCGGUGGACAACCCAUCAAAUGCAGUGGAAUGGGCACUCGCAGAAAUGAUAAACCAACCAGAGUUUCUUGAAAAAGCCACUCUAGAACUUGACCAAGUGGUAGGAACACAUAGGCUUGUUCAGGAAUCAGACAUCCCAAAAUUCAGCUAUAACAAAGCUUGCUUAAGAGAAGCCUUUCGCCUUCAUCCAAUUUCCCCUUUCAAUGCCCCACAUGUCUCUAUGCAUGACACAGUGGUUUCCAGCUACUUCAUCCCAAAGAGCAGCCACGUGUUAAUGAGCAGACAAGGGUUAGGGCGAAACCCUAAGGUGUGGAAGGACGACCCUCCUAAGUUCAAACCAGAAUGUCACCUCAUGGACGAGGGGUCCGAUGUGUUCUUAAGUGAGCCAAAUUUAAGGUUCAUAAGCUUCACUACAGGAAAGCGAGUGUGUCCAGCAGUGGUGCUUGGGACCACUAUCACUGUGAUGAUGUUUGCUAGGUUGGUCCAUGGCUUCACCUGGAGUGCUCCACCAGAUCAACUGAUUGAGCUUGUUGAGUCUGAGACUGAUCUUUUCCUUGCUAAGCCACUUGUAGCCAUUGCACGCCCGAGGUUGCCAGAAGAGGUUUACCUCUUGAAUUAA
This is a messenger RNA of Neltuma alba, 1485 nucleotides long. RefSeq names its product isoleucine N-monooxygenase 1-like. Gene Ontology annotation, molecular function: oxidoreductase activity, acting on paired donors, with incorporation or reduction of molecular oxygen; heme binding; monooxygenase activity. NCBI's taxonomy places the organism in Eukaryota, Viridiplantae, Streptophyta, Magnoliopsida, Fabales, Fabaceae. The transcript has 6 exons. The record is from RefSeq and is a predicted model, not a curated record. Bases 1 to 1485 code for a protein of 494 amino acids.